CGUCAAUUGCGUCAAGUUGGUACCUGGCACGUUUACGACCAAUCUUUCCAUCAUCCGGCUUUGUCAAGUUCAGACCUGUUGUCGAACGUGUGAAGUAAUUUCUCCAUAAUGGUCACCGCCAAGAAGCAGAAAAAGGCUUUAGAGAGCAUCAACUCUCGCCUUGCGCUGGUGAUGAAAUCCGGCAAAUUCUGCCUGGGUUACAAGCAAACACUGAAAACCCUCCGCCAGGGCAAAGCUAAACUGAUCAUCAUUGCCAACAACACCCCACAUCUCAGGAAGUCCGAGAUCGAGUACUACGCUAUGUUGGCCAAGACCGGUGUACAUCACUACAACGGUAACAACAUCGAGCUGGGAACGGCCUGUGGCAAGUACUUCCGAGUGUGUACCCUGUCGAUUACCGAUGCCGGAGAUUCGGAUAUCAUUCGUACCCUGCCGGAGGCCCAGGCCGCUGGACAGUGAGCUCGGCGGUGCUCAUUUGUUGAUGUUCAAUGAAUGGUUUAGGUGUAAAAUGCGUUUAAAAACUAAUAAAGCGCAGCAUCUCUGUAUUUAGGAGGUCUGAGA
This is a messenger RNA of Topomyia yanbarensis, 561 nucleotides long. It is a transcript of the gene RpL30, whose product is annotated as large ribosomal subunit protein eL30. Gene Ontology annotation, cellular component: cytosolic large ribosomal subunit. Gene Ontology annotation, molecular function: RNA binding; structural constituent of ribosome. Bases 109 to 459 code for a protein of 116 amino acids. Lineage: Eukaryota; Metazoa; Arthropoda; Insecta; Diptera; Culicidae. The record is from RefSeq and is a predicted model, not a curated record. The transcript has 4 exons.